Messenger RNA from Plenodomus lingam JN3, 1026 nucleotides. The record is from RefSeq and is a predicted model, not a curated record. Lineage: Eukaryota; Fungi; Ascomycota; Dothideomycetes; Pleosporales; Leptosphaeriaceae.
AUGUUAUUCGUCGAGUGCAAAGGCACACCGUACGAAAUCGGCCAUGACCACGGCUCCGCCGCCAAAGCUCCAAUAGCCCGCUGCAUCACCUUCUACGCCGCCCUCUUCCUCCAAAACUGCUCACAAACCUGGCCGCAAGUGCUACAUCACGCCUCACGCUUCGAGCAGCAGGCGCGUGCCCAAUGGCCCGCGUACCACGAAGAGAUGCGCGGCAUAGCCGAUGGCGCAGAGAGGGAUCUCUUGGAGAUUGUGGCGCUAAAUGUGCGGACGGAGAUAAAUUUUGGCUUGUUUAGCGAUGGGUGUACGGCGUUGGGGUGGCGGACUCAGAGGCGUACGUGGCUGGCGCAGAAUUGGGAUUGGAUGGGUGAGCAAAAGCAAAAUCUCAUCGUCACAAAGAUCACGCAAGCUGGGAAACCAACGAUCGUGCAAGUCACCGAGGCGGGGAUUAUCGGGAAGAUAGGUUUUAAUAGCCUCGGUGUCGGCACGACGCUGAAUGCUAUUCGGGUCCGUGGCGUAGAUGCGUCGCGUCUGCCUGUUCAUUUUGGCCUGCGCAUGGCGCUGGAGAGUUCGUGUGUUGCGGACGCUGUGCAGAACCUGGAAGGCUUUGGUAUGGCUUCUUCGGGGCAUAUUUUACUCGCUGAUCCAGACACGUGCGUGGGGCUCGAGUUUACAAAGUCGACGUUUGCACACUGUGUACCGGGUAGUGCGGGUCGUGUGAUUCACACGAAUCAUCUGCUCAUGGAGCAUCCUGGAGAAAAGGACACGGUGUGGCUGAGCGAUUCGUUGAGUCGAGUGUCUACAAUGGAGGAGAAUGCAGCAAACAUUGGAAGCGAGCCAAGCUGGGAAGACGUGAGCAAGCUGUUUGAAGACGAACAAAACUCUCCUGGGGCGAUUUGCAGGUUGGAAACACCGCAGACGGGUAGUGCAACCUUGUUUAACAUUGUGAUGGAUUUGAAGAGCAAGAAGGCAGUCGUCAAAUUGGGACGGCCAACUCAGGUGAAUGAGACUAUCAAUCUUGAGUUGUAA